This is a messenger RNA of Rhinolophus ferrumequinum (greater horseshoe bat), 1378 nucleotides long. It is a transcript of the gene C15H16orf89, whose product is annotated as chromosome 15 C16orf89 homolog. The transcript is spliced from 9 exons. The record is from RefSeq and is a predicted model, not a curated record. Gene Ontology annotation, cellular component: membrane; cytosol. Lineage: Eukaryota; Metazoa; Chordata; Mammalia; Chiroptera; Rhinolophidae. The coding region runs from base 14 to 1165 and encodes 383 amino acids.
AACAGAAGCCAGAAUGUCCAGUUCGGGGCGCCUGCUUCUGCUCUUGCUCCUGGCACCACCGCUAUGGCCCUUCUCGUUGCCACCGCCAGACACCCCAGAGGGCAAAGCCACCAUCUCAGACCUCAUCCUCUCGGUGCUGGAGAGAGCCACCUCCUUCCUGAAGAAGAGGCUGCCUGAAAUCGACCUGGAUGGCGUGGUGGGCUUCCGGGUGUUGGAAGUGAACCUACAAGGCGUGCAGAAGGGGUGGGCCCAGGACCCCCAGCUGCAGCCACUGAGCCUGCGCGUGGAGAAGCUGCUGCGAAAGCUGGCACCUCUCCUCCACAGAUCCAUUUCCUACCUCAAGCUGAGCGACCCCCAGUACCUAAGAGAGUUCCAGCCAACCAUCCAGCCCGGGUUUUGGAAGCUGCCGCACGUCUGGACUCACAGCACUGCCUCCAUGGUGUACCCCACGUUUGAGCCCCAGGACUCCUUCUCAGAGGAACAGAGUGACUUGUGCCUGGUGCAGCUGCUGGGAACCGGGACGGACAGCAGCCAGCCCUGCCAGCUCUCUGGCUUCUGCAAGACCCUCAUGACCAAGCUCGGCUGCUCAGGCUACUGCCUAUCCCACCAGCUGCUCUUCUUCCUCUCCGCCAGGAUGAAGGGAUGCACAACGGGGCUGUUCCACCAGAGCCAACACUAUAUGAACCUCUUCUGUGCCAACAUGAUGGAUCUGAACCGGAGAGCUGAGGCCAUUGGAUAUGCCUACCCCACCCGGGACAUCUUCAUGGAAAACAUCAUGUUCUGCGGAAUUGGUGGCUUCUCCGACUUCUACAAGCUCCCGUGGCUGGAGGCCAUUCUCAGUUGGCAGAAGCCACAGGAAGGAUGCUUCGGGAAGCCUGAUGCUGAAGAUGAAAAAUUACCUAAAGACACUCAACAACAGCGUUAUUUGAGAAGAGUAAAGAGGAGAGAAAAACAAUUUACAGAUGGCUGCUCCUCCCACAACACAGCCGUGGCUGUGGCAACCCUGGGCGGCUUCCUCUAUGUCCUGACACAGUACCCCCCAGCACAUGGAGAGCUGCGGCAUGCCACACUGGCACCACCAACCGCCACUCACGUAGAUGGUUCCAUGCCUGCCAUCCACCAGUUCGUGGAGGAAACAAAGACGUUUGCUACAUUCCACACCUAGUGGGAGAGCCUACUAAAUGCAUGAAAAAGCUACCCAGCAAGAGAAGAGGUGUCUUCAGCAAAUGUGUGCUCCACAGCUGAAGAGGGCGUGUGAACUCUCAGAGGCUCCGGGAGGAGGCCACACCCCCAAAGCCCACGCUGUCAGCCUCAGGCUUACAACCCCUCUGGCAGUUUGCAGUCACUCCCUGUUCCCACCCCCAGCCCCAGGCAGCCA